ACUGAUCGGUGGUCAUGGCUACGGCACUGCCCGACCGGGUGAGCUUCGUGGAGGCGCAUCGCCGCUUCAUGGCGUUAGAAAACCCCAGCACAGCUGUGUCUGACCCGAGCUCCAAAGCCUUCCAGGACGAGCUGACCAUCACAUUGCAGUACCAGAAAAAAUGCAUCGAACAGCGUCAACUCGACGGCGUGCUGUCAUCUAACGAGCGUUUCUUCGAGCUCCAGAACACACAGCUGUACGCCCUGUGCAUCGAGUACUACUUGGGUAUGCUCACACCCAAGCAGACGUUCUUCCAGCAGACAGAGCGCGACGAGAAGCGAUCGGGCCCGACGGAUCACACGCGCAACGUGGUGCACCGCAUCAAAUUCUUACGCGAGGCCGACGUGUUCCUCAGCGAGUUCUUAGAUCGCGCCGAGAGUGUUGGUCUCUUGACGGAGAAGAAGCGACGCGAGCAAUACGAGCGACUGGAGAGCAAACAGUUCUCGUUAUCGAGGGACGAGAAGGUCCAGCGCUUCCAGCUGCAGCGCGAGAUGGAGAAGAAGCUGCAGCAAGUGCAGAAACGUCGCGAGGAGAAGACGACGGAGGACGCAGAUGAACUGGAGGAGGACGACAUGGAGGACCUCGAGCGGGAGCAGCUGCUGACCUUCAUUCAGCUCUCCGUAGUCAAGAGUAUGGAGGAGCAGGCGUCGAUCAAUCAGGAGAAGGAGAUGCUGGAGACGAUGCUCAAGAUGAACGCGACUACUGAGAAGCAGGAUCUUUUCUCCGAGACCCAUCGACCGCCUCCACCGCCUCAGGGACAGGGAAUUGAGGUGACGCGGAUUAACCCACAGAUGGAAAUGCGGCGGGAAACGGUCCGCUCGGGCGUAUUCAAGCCUGGCCACCGCCUCCCCACGAUGACGUUGGAGGAGUAUGCGGACCGUGAGGUGGCCGACGCCAUGGAGAGGCAGAAGAGAGAGCAGUACGCUGCGCCGCAGGGACCGCGUCGGUACGACCAGCUCGUGGAGGACGGCGACGAAGAUGAUGACAAUUUAGUAGAGGAGGCGGCGUAUAAGGAUCGUGCUUGGGACGACUGGAAGGAUGCAAACGAAAAGGGGAUUGGCAACAAGAAGGGAUCGCAGUUCUAG
Phytophthora infestans T30-4 is the source of this 1124-nucleotide messenger RNA. RefSeq lists its product as uncharacterized. Gene Ontology annotation, cellular component: cytosol. Gene Ontology annotation, molecular function: protein phosphatase 2A binding. NCBI's taxonomy places the organism in Eukaryota, Oomycota, Peronosporomycetes, Peronosporales, Peronosporaceae. The record is from RefSeq and is a predicted model, not a curated record. The transcript is spliced from 3 exons. The coding region runs from base 15 to 1124 and encodes 369 amino acids. Gene Ontology annotation, biological process: regulation of dephosphorylation; regulation of signal transduction.